CAGGCGGGGUGGUUAGUCCGCUUUCGACCGCGCUCGCGGUAGCGUCGGCUCUCGUGAAAUGUUCCAAGGCGAACGAUUCAACUUGUGAAAAUAAAUUUUCUUGUGCAUUUACGUUAUUGAUAUCGUAAUUUUGUUCCGUUUGAGUUUUGAUCAUUGCAUCGCUGCGAUCUAAGAAGAAAGGAUUGUAUUUUAGAGAAGAAAAUACGAAAAACUUUGUCAUACAAAUUAUCAUGUUCAACGUGCUACCAAACUUACGCAUUGAAUAAAGUUUGGUAUUAUCGGCUGAAAACUUUAUUAUGUCGAUAUCGCUUGGAUUUAUGUGCCGGUUAUGAUAACAGAGGAACUUUACUAGGACGUUGUUAUAAAACAUAGAGAUACCAAAGAAGAUGUGUGCCAAAAUGUUAUUAUAUAAUUUUUCCUUGUUUUCCGCGAUCGUUACCUGGAUUGGAGUGCUUGCUGAGGAGGAAGUGUCAUCUCCUUUGAGAGUUGCCCAAUGUAGAGCAACAUGUUUACAAAAGUUCGCAGCACCUCGGCCUGGCGGGGAGUCGUCGUGUUUGCAGGGCCCCGACUGUUUUAUGUGUUGGGAAAACUGUGAACUUCUUCAAUCAAACUACCAAGUUUGGGGUGCAGUGUGCGACGAAAAAGAUAUUUGUUUCCCUGGCUGCAAAGUAGCUUGUGAAUUCCACACGGAUGCCGCACGAGCAUCUCAAACUCAACCGGUCAUCCACACAAAAGGCGAAGGAGUUAUGAGGGUCAGCGGGGCUUUAGCCCGCUGGCCUCCACCGGCAUCUCGCCCCGCGCCUUUAGUCUACGUCGUGAUGAGGCGUGCAGCUGAAGGUCCCUGGCGACAGAUCAUACAAACCCAAGCGUUAGCUACAAGAGUCCCUUCUAACAACGAGGGUGCUCUGCUUCGAGUACUAGUCGUUGACCCACAGGGACUGGUCACAAUUUACAGUCCAGACGAAACAUGGGACGCACAUGACACAAACACAUCCAACCACGACGAGCACAGAUGGAUUCUCAAAGAAAUAUCACUCAUCCAUCAGAAAGUUCUUGUCAUAGGUGAGAUUGCCUGGGAACCGAGAAUCACACGCGGCGUAUAUCUCGUAACGUGGGAAGUCGAUGGAGGUGGUCUCAAGGGAAAUCUGUUCACCGACUCCACUAGAGUUACGCUGUCUCUAUGGCCGGAUACAAUAUAUCACAUUCAAGUAGAAUUAGUCUCUAGAACUCCAGGAGUAGAUAAUGAGAAAUCUGAAACUAUGACCAUAGACACGAGCCGUGCUCAACGCGUUUCGACGGAAAGCGUUCAGGAUGUUGAAGUAAGUGAAGGAGAUCGGCUGAUGUCCGUUUUGGUUAGUUCAAUGAGAGGCGAGCGGGUAUCCGAACGUGCUCCAGAUUCAGAAUUAGUAUUAGGUUGCCUAUCAGCUAUGGUUGCUUUUGGGUUAGCAGUACUUGCCGCCAUUGUAUGGAGGCGGAGACGGCGAGGCACCUUUCCAGGGACCAACGUGUAUGUUGGAUCUUCUUCUGUGCUAAAGAGAAAGUUAGUUGAAGACUUCAUACCAGCACCGCACUGUUUUCAACCUGUGCUUGCUCCAGAAACGCCUACCAAUGGAACCGCUUCAAGGGAUGUUGUUGUGUGACGUCAUAGUUUUGACAUGCUGUCGUUUGAAGACCGCGUUUUCAGUUCCUAAAAUUGUUGGACGAAAUUUUCGCAUGUACGAUCGCUUUCAGGAAAGUGCAGUGAACAAAUGGAUUUAAGAAUGUGAUACAAUUAUAUAAGAUGAGCCAGUGAACAUGGCGAUAGGUUUCUUUAAGAACUUUAUUUCGUGAUUUGUGUUAUAUUAUCUGAUGAACUCUCGAAGUCAUUGUGUAUGCUAUAAAGAAAUUACCUAUACUUAAAUGAUUUUCGGUCUGUAGAUUUAGGCAAAUUGAAAAUUGAAAAAUGUACUUAUAAGUGUAUUUAUGAUUCACAGUAAGAUAAACACCAGAAAACUUAGCAUUGUAAAUAUUAUGACGACAUGAUAAACCAUAAUUUUCUAAAUUUAAUUAUUUUGAAUGUACUGUACAUAUUAUAUUAUUCUGUGUUUUAAGGAGCCAUCUCUAUCAAUUUACGAUAAGGUAUUUUAUCCUACUCAAGUAUUUCCAGUACUAUUUUUUUCAUUAGUUUAUAAUAAUCUAGAAGUGUUUCAUAGAAACCAAUCAGAAAAAAUUGCCACUUAACUUUUAUUUCUACAAUUGGAAACACUUUAUAUAGACAUAUAAAUUAAUAAAAAUAUUUUUACAGCUAGUCCUUAUGAUUGUUUAGUUGUAGCUACUAGGUACAUUAUAUUUUAUAAUCUAAUUGCGAAUCUUACUUAUUCUAGGAACUUACGACUUCUUCAGCAAUAAAAAGUACAUGUAUGUAUUUGUAAAUAUUUGAAGCAUUUAUUGUAAAAACUGACAGAGAGGUUAUAUUUUUCUUGGGCGUAAACAUGCGUAUAAAUACAUAUUUCUAAAUGUUAUGAAGUGGAAUGGUUGAAUUGACGGUAUUUUUAUUGGAAAUCUACAUGGGUUCUGUUUAUUGAUUAGGUGUUAGUCAAGCGAACAUAAAAUUACUACCUUGUAAAUUAUUGUUAAAUCAUGGUGUAGUCGAAUUUGUUUGGAGUUGAUGUUUAGCUUUAAACAAUGUAACUAAACAACUUUAGUUUCUUGUAGGGCAUAACAUAAGAAGGCCAAAAUGACUUUGUGCUCUCAACAAAUAUAUUUUGGUUUUUGAUGACCAAAUUUGAAAAUAGUAUAAGUUAAGUGCUUAGUUAAAUUUAUUUAUUUUUUGUGAUUAAUUUCGUACCUUCACUCGAAUUUGUAAAUAAAUAUUACUUGCUAUAUCGACGCAGCUAAACUUUAACGAGUAUGAAUAAAUAUGUCUGCCAAAUUA
Messenger RNA from Maniola jurtina (meadow brown), 2914 nucleotides. RefSeq lists its product as uncharacterized. Bases 387 to 1640 code for a protein of 417 amino acids. NCBI's taxonomy places the organism in Eukaryota, Metazoa, Arthropoda, Insecta, Lepidoptera, Nymphalidae. The record is from RefSeq and is a predicted model, not a curated record. The transcript is spliced from 4 exons.